Molecule: messenger RNA, 992 nt
Organism: Lathyrus oleraceus (garden pea)
Lineage: Eukaryota; Viridiplantae; Streptophyta; Magnoliopsida; Fabales; Fabaceae
Product: thaumatin-like protein 1b
Exons: 2
Coding region: 84-854 (256 amino acids)
Source: RefSeq, a predicted model, not a curated record
UAUAAUUUCCUAGAAUUGUUCCUUACGUCAAAACAAACAACUAAACAUUAAUCGUUGAAGAUUCAAACCUUGAAGCCUAUAUAAUGGGAAGAAGCAGAGUGCAAUUUUCAUCAAAUAUCAAAAUGGCAAUUACUCCUAUUGCUCUCUGCCUUAACAUUGCACUCUUCUUCUAUGUGGUUGGAGGAGCCAAAGUGACAUUCACAAAUAAAUGUGGAUACACUGUAUGGCCUGGAACACUGACCGGAGACCAAAAGCCACAACUAUCAACAACUGGUUUUGAGUUGGUUCCUCAAGCAACCAACUCAGUCGACCUUCCUUCUCCAUGGUCAGGUCGGUUUUGGGCCCGAACCGGAUGCUCAAACAACAACGGAAGGUUUAGUUGCGCCACGGCCGAUUGCGCGUCCGGUCAAGUCGAGUGCAACGGUGCUGGCGCAAUUCCACCAGCAACUUUAGUCGAAAUCACAGUGGCUCCAAAUGGUGGACAAGAUUUCUACGACGUGAGCAACGUGGACGGAUCCAACGUGCCGAUGUCUGUAACUCCGCAAGGCGGGAAUGGUGAUUGCAAAACGUCAAGCUGUCAGGGGAAUAUCAAUACUGUGUGUCCGGCUGAGCUUCAAGUGAAAGGCUCUGAUGGGAGUGUGGUUGCUUGUCAGAGUGCUUGUUUGAAGUUUAAUACAGACGAGUAUUGUUGCCGUGGAAGUCAUAAUACACAGCCUACCUGCCCACCAUCAAACUACUCGAUGAUUUUUAAGAAUCAAUGUCCUGAUGCUUAUAGUUAUGCUUACGAUGAUAAAACUGGAACUUUCACAUGCUUUGGUGGACCUAGCUAUGCUAUCACCUUCUGUCCCUCCUAAUUUAAUGGCCACCUUCGAAAAACAGUUAUGUCGCUGUUUAAAAUAAAAUAGGUGGUGGGUUACAAACACACAAACAUAAACAUGUGUGAUAUAUAUGUAAACCUAAAAUAUGAAUAAAAUAUCACGUGUUUUCAGUUA